Molecule: messenger RNA, 682 nt
Organism: Aspergillus heteromorphus CBS 117.55
Lineage: Eukaryota; Fungi; Ascomycota; Eurotiomycetes; Eurotiales; Aspergillaceae
Exons: 2
Coding region: 78-452 (124 amino acids)
Source: RefSeq, a predicted model, not a curated record
UUUUGAUCUUUUGAUCUUUUUGUCUGUCCUUCCUCUCUUCUUUGUUCUCUUCACUUUCCAUACUCUAUCUGAAUCUGAUGUAUCAACUCCCCUCCUCUUCUCCUCCCCUGGUCUCACUCUUCAGCCUUCCACCCGCCCCACCCCUUGUCCCUCCCCACCCAUGGUUAUCCCCGCCAGCCCGACAAUCACCGGCCACCAUCACGGUCGCUAGUCUCAGGUACACACCAUCUCGCCCGUGGCAGCCAACUGCGCAAAACACAGUACUACCUCUCGGAAAUCCCCUCCUCAAGACUCCGGUGCAGAUGACCUGUCCUUUGCUUUGGACUGUCUCACUGCAGUCAUCGUCUCUGACCUGUAGGAUCAGAAUUUCCCCAAAAACCCUCGAAAUCAGCCUUCCGGGGGAUUAUUCCGUCUCCGAUCUGUCAGGAUCGUGUGGGCUUCGCCGUGAAUGAUGACGACAUGGCCGGUUCUUGACCUCCGAUAGGCGGACUCGAGUCCGCAGCCUUCACUGCCAUGACAAUAUAACUAACUCUAUUUAUUCGGUUCUUCAAUCGCUUAGAGACCGAAUCAAUCAAUCAAUCAAUCUGUACCACGUAGUUUGACACACUUGCAACCUUAAAAAGGUCUUUUAUCAGGUCUACGUCAUACCACCACCACCACUAGUAAAUCUUCAAGUCGUAUC